AUGGAUUUUGCGGAUUAUCUAACUCCGCCGCCCGAGGAGCGAAUAAUCCGUAGCCACAAUCUUAACAACGAGCAGCUCAAGGACCUAGAAACUGCCUUUUCACUAUUCGACCAUGAAAAGGCCGAGGUAAUUCCCAUGAAAGAAUUGAGGCCCCUCUUGCGGAGCAUAGCCUACCAUCCCACGGACCUGGAACUGCAGGAUAUCACCAACGAAAUCGAUCCGGAGGGCUUGGGGGAGCUAUAUCUCAGCGACUUCCUGUACAUAAUGUCGCAGAGGUAUGCAAAUAUGACCCCCGAGGACGAGAUCAUUGCUGCUUUCAGAGUCUUUGACUUAGAGGGAACUGGGUUUAUUCCUGAAUCAGAGUUUCGCCAUAUUAUGACAAAUCUGGGCGAGAAAAUGACCGAGGAUGAGAUUGAGGAAAUAAUUCGGGAUGCCGACUCCAACACUGAGGGAAACAUCGACUACGUUCGUUUCGUCAACAUGAUGUCCGAGUCAUAA
Drosophila ananassae is the source of this 498-nucleotide messenger RNA. Its product is annotated as calmodulin. Lineage: Eukaryota; Metazoa; Arthropoda; Insecta; Diptera; Drosophilidae. The record is from RefSeq and is a predicted model, not a curated record. Bases 1 to 498 code for a protein of 165 amino acids. The transcript has a single exon. Gene Ontology annotation, molecular function: calcium ion binding. Gene Ontology annotation, cellular component: myosin II complex.